AUGUGGGACCGGGCCGUUCACCCUCACACCAUCUGGGACCAGGCCGUUCACCCUCACACCAUCUGGGACCAGGCCGUUCACCCUCACACCAUCUGGGACCAGGCCGUUCACCCUCACACCAUCUGGGACCGGGCCGUUCACCCUCACACCAUGUGGGAGUUUGAGCUGGGGUUCACUACGAAGCUCCGUCUGAAGAGCGAGGCUGUUCCCACUCUUGGUCUUCCACGAGCGAGGAAGGAGCUCCCGACGUUGCUGCCCAGCCACGGAGACUUCGGGCGCCACUCUGAGGCGACGACGGUGGUUGUUACGACGCAGCUCAGACCGAUUGAAAGUCUACAACACCAUCAGAAUGUUGUGGCUACAGCCGACAAACCACUACAUGACCCCGGGUGGGUAACCGUGGCCGCCGUGACCAGCACCUGCAGGGCUGGGAAGGCGGACGUCACCCCCAGAUGGAACCGCUUAGAUGAGCAGGGUUGA
This is a messenger RNA of Knipowitschia caucasica, 480 nucleotides long. The record is from the annotation of a GenBank genome assembly. NCBI's taxonomy places the organism in Eukaryota, Metazoa, Chordata, Actinopteri, Gobiiformes, Gobiidae.